Colletotrichum paranaense is the source of this 507-nucleotide messenger RNA. RefSeq lists its product as uncharacterized. The coding region runs from base 1 to 507 and encodes 168 amino acids. The transcript has a single exon. The record is from RefSeq and is a predicted model, not a curated record. NCBI's taxonomy places the organism in Eukaryota, Fungi, Ascomycota, Sordariomycetes, Glomerellales, Glomerellaceae.
AUGGAAUGGAGUUUUAGACUCCCGACUCGCCGGUUGACGCGUGCCCGCAAGCAAGUCAGAUCUUCCCUUGGAAACGCUCUACUCAAGACAUCGUUCCCGAGCCUCAUUGUGUUCAGGAUCAAGGUCGACGACAAAGAUUCCAUGGACGAAACUGACAUUGUCGAAUCAUUGAUGAGCGAGGAUGAAGAGGAAGAUACCUUGUCUCUAGGCGUUCGCUGCUUGUGUCAACUCCCAAACCUUCGGCGAUUACAUUUGAAAACACUCUGGACCUUGUCACCUGUAGCGUUUGGGUCUCUUGCAAACCAGUCAGAUAUCCAUUAUCCCUCUUUAGAGUAUCUCCAUAUCGACUGCUCAAUGACAACACCCGACGCUAAAUACUUGCUUACCAGGGACCAAAGUAGAGCCUUAGCCGAUGAUAGUGGGUAUGGCAUCGAGCACGACGAGAAGAUCGCCGCCUUCGAUUCGGAUGACUCCGACAUAUCUGAUUUUCUGCCAGAUUUUGAAUGA